AGUUGAUUUUUAAUGUAACUUGUCUUAAAAAGAGCACAGACACGUAACUUCAAAUGGAACUUAACUAAAAUGACGCUUUCCAGUUUUUCAUGUCUGCAGCGAAAAGCAGGAAGUGAGUUGCAUAACACAAAGACACACUCACAGUCCCACUUGUGCUGAGGUUAAUGUGGUGAUCAACAUCCACAACCAGCCAUUGGUGUUGAGCAAGACAGGAGACGCACACGCACACAGGCACACGCACACGAUGAUGCACAGAAGUGUGAGAUAAGAGCUGCCAGCUUGUCAUCGCGCCAGUGUGUAUGAGCUGUCUGGAGUCACAGAGGAGACUCGGUGUGACUGAGGUGUUUCGGGCCUGAAGUGAAGUGGGGCUCUGAAGGUUUGAAGAAAUAGCAGGCUGCCUUCCCCAUAUCCGUGUCCCAGUCUAUGGCUGCCGAUGACUAUAACCCUGUCUCCCUCCGACACAAAUCCAAGAAGAAGAGCAGAGGAGGAAAUGGCACAAUGAGCAGGAGACGGAUCUCGGUCAAGGAGCUGGGUCUGCCCGACCACCAGGGCUGGCUGUACAGGAAGAAAGAGAGUAAAGGCUUCCUGGGCAUGAAAUGGAAGAAGUUCUGGUUCGUGCUGAAGAAGACGGCGUUCUACUGGUACAACAACCAGCUGGCAGAGAAAGCCGAGGGCUACAUUGACCUCACCAACUUCGUGAUUGACAGAGCCAUAGAGUGCAAGAAGAAACAUGCGUUCAAAGCCUGUCACCCACAGGUCAUGAUGUUUUAUUUUGCUGCCGAGAGCCACGAGGAGAUGAACUUAUGGCUGAAUAAGCUUGGGUUAGCCUCCAUCAAGUACGAGCCCACAGAACAAAACCCUGCGGCCGAGUGUUACAGUGAGGCCAGUGACCAUGAAGAGGCUGAAAGCACAGAGAUCCCCCCUCCACCAUACUCUGAACAGACGCUGCGGAGCUCUGUGGAGGCCCCACCACCACCCGGCAGCACACAUCAGGGCACCCUCCCUCCCCCUUACUCCUCCGCGGCCCCCAGCGAGACCAACUGUUUGCUCUCGUCGCCCGUCAGCACGAUGACGUCGCAGAGCUCCGCCUCCUCGCUCGCCAAGCACCGGCAGUCCUGGCUGGACCUGGUCUCGCAGGCGUCUCCUCCCGCGGGGGAAGUGGCCGUGGUGUGCUCGGCUCAGGUACACUCGCAGCUGCAGCCUCCGCGGGUGGAGGCAGAUGGGCGCCCUCAAGUGAUGGAGAGCUCAGUUCACAGGGGCCCUUCAGAUGUGGCGGCUAAGGAGGAAAACACUGCAGUGGAGGUGGAAUCACAGAAGGAGGAUUCAGGUGCUCAAGAUAAAGGGGACCAUGGGAACGGCUCGGAUGAGAUGGAGAGGCUGUACAUUCAUCUCAAACAGGCCAGCCUGUCGCCAAUAGGAGAUCGCAAGCCCUCGACUAAAAGGGAAUUCAGGGCCUCCUUCGUAAAACGCUGUAAAAACCAUACUAUCAACGAUAAACUGCACCUCAUCAGGACACUCAACAGCACGUUAAAGUCGAAGGAAGCAGACCUACAGGUAAUCGAGCAGGUGCUUACGGAGCAGGAGCUCACAUCGCACAAGUUCAGAGAGUGGAAGGAGGCCAACGGAACCUUGGUGCAGGAGAUCUGCGUGAAACUGAACCAACAGGUGGCGCCACAGGCCACGAAAGCUGCGGCAUCAGUCAGUGCUGCUCCAGUGGUGGAGACCAGUUUAUAGAGACUUCUCAUUUCUACUGUGUCCAGACUUAAGCACACACACAGACACACGCACACACACUGAUGUUUUCAAUUGAGACUACUGUUCCAUAUCAGCCGACUGUCAAUCGGAUUAAUGAAGAAAAGUGUUUCUAGUUUUUAACUGGAGACAAUAAAUGAGCAUCAGUUCACAGUGAAAAGUGUUUUUUGUCAUACUUUAUCUUUUGACUUGUGAGAUUAGGUAAUUUCACCGGCGAUUGUUUUUAAAAUGUAAAUCUGUGAACCUAUGCAUACGUUGUUUUUAAUAUUUGGUAUAAUGGAGGACGUUGAGAUAAUGGAUCCGUUGUUCUCUACUUUACAAACUGAGCUCCUCCUUUUCAGUAGGAAACCCUAAACAAUGAAGAAUCCCACCCUUAUGACCAACAAAACAUUGACAGUAAUAUAUUAACAAUGUGAUAACGACUUAAUUACUAACAAAGAAUUAGAUUUGAGCCAGGAAACAUAGGAUACAUGGUGGAUAAUUCUCAGGAAAAAAAAAGCUGAAAUUGUUUAAAAUACUCGGCUUGGGCCAACAAACCCAAGACAUGUAUAGUUCCAGCUAAGCAGAGAAUUAGGAGGUCGUCCAGUAACGGGCAUUAUGUGACUGUGCCCAGCCACAGCUCCACAGAGCAACUGGUUCAGGAAGCACCGACCAAGCAAAGGAGCGAAAACCAAGCCCCAGGCACAAGAGCUGCAUUUUUCUGAAUAAAGUUUCAUCUGUCGUGCAUAUUGAACAUUAACUGAGUGUAAAUAGUUGUAAAUGGAUGUUAAUUGUUUUUGAUAUGUGUUCUGGAAUGAAAGUCAGUUUGAUUGUUUGUAUAUAGGGAAAUAAACUGUUACGAAAGUGAA
Platichthys flesus (European flounder) is the source of this 2600-nucleotide messenger RNA. RefSeq names its product interaction protein for cytohesin exchange factors 1 (gene ipcef1). NCBI's taxonomy places the organism in Eukaryota, Metazoa, Chordata, Actinopteri, Pleuronectiformes, Pleuronectidae. The coding region runs from base 424 to 1734 and encodes 436 amino acids. The record is from RefSeq and is a predicted model, not a curated record. The transcript has 11 exons.